Drosophila virilis is the source of this 4436-nucleotide messenger RNA. It is a transcript of the gene eag, whose product is annotated as ether a go-go. Gene Ontology annotation, biological process: regulation of membrane potential; potassium ion transmembrane transport. Gene Ontology annotation, cellular component: plasma membrane. Gene Ontology annotation, molecular function: voltage-gated potassium channel activity. The record is from RefSeq and is a predicted model, not a curated record. Lineage: Eukaryota; Metazoa; Arthropoda; Insecta; Diptera; Drosophilidae.
CGACUACGCACCAAAAUGCCUGGCGGACGACGUGGACUUGUUGCUCCACAGAACACAUUCCUUGAGAAUAUAAUACGGCGCUCCAAUUCGCAGCCGGACAGCUCGUUUCUAUUGGCCAACGCACAAAUCGUCGAUUUUCCGAUCGUCUACUGCAAUGAGUCCUUCUGCAAGAUUAGCGGCUACAACCGAGCCGAGGUCAUGCAGAAGUCGUGCAGGUAUGUAUGCGGCUUCAUGUACGGCGAGCUGACAGACAAGGAGACGGUUGGACGUCUGGAGUAUACGCUCGAGAAUCAGCAGCAGGAUCAAUUCGAAAUAUUGCUCUACAAAAAGAACAAUAUACAAUGUGGCUGCGCCCUCUCGCAGUUUGGCAAGGCACAAACCCAAGAAACGCCGCUAUGGCUGCUGCUUCAGGUGGCGCCCAUACGCAACGAAAGGGAUUUGGUUGUGCUAUUCCUAUUGACGUUUCGGGAUAUAACGGCACUGAAACAGCCCAUCGACAGCGAGGAUACCAAAGGUGUUUUAGGUCUCUCCAAAUUCGCCAAGCUGGCGCGAUCCGUCACACGCAGCCGCCAGUUCAGCGCCCAUUUGCCCACGCUCAAGGAUCCAACGAAGCAGUCGAAUCUGGCGCACAUGAUGUCACUGAGCGCGGAUAUUAUGCCACAGUACAGACAGGAAGCGCCAAAGACGCCCCCACACAUACUCUUGCAUUAUUGUGCAUUUAAGGCGAUUUGGGACUGGGUGAUAUUGUGUUUAACAUUUUAUACCGCCAUCAUGGUGCCAUAUAAUGUAGCGUUUAAAAAUAAAACUUCAGAGGAUGUUUCCCUGCUCGUUGUGGACUCAAUAGUUGACGUCAUCUUCUUCAUAGAUAUUGUGUUAAAUUUUCACACCACUUUUGUCGGGCCCGGCGGUGAGGUGGUCAGCGAUCCGAAGGUCAUACGAAUGAAUUAUCUGAAGUCAUGGUUUAUCAUCGAUCUGCUCAGCUGUCUGCCCUACGAUGUCUUCAAUGCGUUCGAUCGCGACGAGGACGGCAUCGGUUCGCUCUUCAGCGCCCUCAAGGUCGUGCGUCUGUUGCGUUUGGGUCGUGUCGUACGCAAGCUGGACCGAUAUCUGGAGUAUGGUGCAGCCAUGCUGAUACUUCUGCUAUGCUUCUAUAUGCUUGUGGCCCACUGGUUGGCCUGCAUCUGGUAUUCGAUUGGGCGCAGCGAUGCGGAUAAUGGGAUCCAAUAUAGCUGGCUGUGGAAGCUGGCGAAUGUCACCCAAUCGCCGUAUUCCUAUAUAUGGAGCAAUGAUACGGGGCCCGAGCUCGUCAAUGGCCCAUCCAGAAAGAGCAUGUAUGUGACGGCCCUUUACUUUACCAUGACCUGCAUGACAUCGGUGGGCUUCGGCAAUGUCGCAGCGGAGACAGACAACGAGAAGGUGUUCACCAUCUGCAUGAUGAUCAUUGCAGCUCUGCUUUAUGCGACGAUCUUUGGUCACGUGACGACCAUCAUUCAGCAAAUGACCUCGGCCACAGCCAAGUACCACGAUAUGCUCAACAAUGUGCGGGAGUUCAUGAAGCUGCACGAGGUUCCGAAGGCGCUUAGCGAGCGCGUUAUGGACUAUGUCGUCUCCACGUGGGCCAUGACCAAAGGCCUCGAUACCGAAAAGGUACUAAACUAUUGUCCGAAAGAUAUGAAGGCUGACAUAUGUGUUCAUCUAAAUCGCAAAGUAUUUAACGAGCAUCCAGCAUUUCGUCUGGCCUCGGAUGGUUGUCUGCGCGCAUUAGCCAUGCACUUCAUGAUGUCACACUCGGCGCCGGGGGAUCUGCUCUAUCAUACCGGCGAGAGUAUCGAUAGUCUCUGUUUUAUUGUGACUGGCAGUCUGGAGGUUAUACAGGACGACGAGGUUGUGGCAAUAUUGGGCAAAGGCGACGUCUUCGGCGAUCAAUUCUGGAAGGACUCGGCCGUUGGCCAGAGUGCCGCCAAUGUGCGUGCACUAACCUAUUGUGAUUUGCAUGCCAUCAAACGUGAUAAAUUGCUCGAAGUCCUCGAUUUCUAUUCGGCAUUUGCGAAUAGCUUUGCACGCAAUCUGGUGCUCACCUACAAUCUCAGACAUCGACUGAUUUUUCGCAAGGUGGCCGAUGUGAAGCGCGAAAAAGAAUUGGCCGAACGGCGUAAGAAUGAGCCGCAAUUGCCCCAGAAUCAGGAUCAUCUUGUACGCAAAAUCUUCUCCAAAUUCCGGCGUACACCCCAGGUUCAGGCGGGCAGUAAGGAGCACGUUGGCUCCGGCCAAAGCGAUAUCGAAAAAGGCGAUGGCGAGGUUGAACGCACCAAGGUAUUCCCCAAGGCGCCCAAGCUGCAGGCCAGCCAGGCGACGCUGGCCCGCCAGGACACCAUCGACGAGGGCGGCGAGGUUGACUCAUCGCCGCCCAGCCGUGACAGCCGGGUGGUCAUCGAUGGCGGCGCCGCAACAACUGUUGCCACGGUGCCCGCAGCUACGCUGGCGCCUGGCGCAACGGCCAGUGCGUCCGGCGUGACAGCUGGAGCAGCAGCAACGGCAGCGAGUGGCGUCGGCAAGGAGCGCAAUCUGGCGCUGGAGCGGGAGCGCCAGAUCGAGAUGGCCAGCUCGCGUGCAACCACAUCGGACACAUACGAUACGGGGCUGCGCGAGACGCCGCCCACGCUGGCGCAGCGCGAUCUGAUUGCCACCGUGCUGGACAUGAAGGUGGAUGUGCGGCUCGAGCUGCAGCGCAUGCAGCAGCGCAUCGGCCGCAUCGAGGAUCUGUUAGGUGAGCUGGUUAAGCGAGUGGCGCCCCAAAUGGACAGCAGCGGCCAGACAACGCCCGGUGACGAGAUCUGUGCUGGUUGCGUCGCUGGCGGCGCCCCAGCAGCAUCAAUAGCAACGGCCACGGGCACACCGACAACAUCAACAGCAACAGCAACAGCAACGGCAACGGGAACGGGAACGGGAACUGCCAGCACGCCGGUGGACACUGUGAUAACGAUCUCAUCGCCGACAGCUGGCGGCGGCACAGCCAUAACAACAGCGAGCGCUGGCGCUGGCAGCGGUCUACUAAAUCCAAGCGUCCAAGUUGUGUCGAGCACGGGAGGCAACGGCCUGGGGCCGCUGAUGCUCAAAAAGCGACGCUCGAAGAGCAGGAAAGCACCGGCGCCUCCUAAGCAGACACACGCCGCAACGGCCGCAACGCUAACGGCUGCUGUUGGAUCUGUCACUGGAUCUGGUACGACGAGCGUGACAGCGUCAGCGUCUGCCACUGCAACUGCAACCGGAACUGGAACUGCAACUGGAACUGGAGCAACAGCAACGACUCCAGCUGUUGAGCUGCUGCAUUUGCGUCUGCUCGAGGAGGACUUCAGUGCCGCCCAGCUGAUGCCGGCCAGUCGGGCUGGCACGCCCACAACAACAGUCGGCACACCGCCGCCCGGCACACAGACGCCAACUACAACAACAGCAGCAGCAGCAGCAGCAGCAGCAACAAGCGCGACAACAACGCCAACGGGCAGCGGACGGAGCAUCAAGCGAGAGUUCCUCUAGCCCAAAAUAUUGGUGCGCCAUCAGUCGGCGGAUAGCAGCAGCUUCGAACAGUAACAAUUGCGCCGACUGACGCGGAUCGGGGGCCCAAGCCAUUCAGAGUUUGCCUAUGCAUACGCUUACGCUAGUCUCCAGUCCAUAGAUUGUGCAUACAAUCUAUUGUCUAUGCCCAAGUCCUUAUAUGAUGUAUAGCUCUAUAUUUAUAUAUACCUAUAUAUACAUAUAUACAUAUAUAUACAUAUAUAUACAUAUAUAUAUAUAUAUUUAUGUAUACACGAUGUAUGUGCAGCUGUCAACUAUUUUAGAUACACGUACACUCGCACUCACUAUCUACCUGUCUAUUUCUGGAAGUGUCUCUUUUUAUACUACACAAACCCGCUGACGCUGACGCUUUGGGCAAUCGGUUGAUUGAUUGUUUGAUUGAUUGAUUGACUGAUUGCUCUCAUACUCUCGCUCUCCCAACACGUGCACUUAAUGCUCUAUCUCUCUAUGUCUCUCGCUCUAACCUGACGCGCAGGCAACAUUUUGCUAGCGGUACAAAUUUUUCUCUCCCCUCUCUCUCUAUCUCUCUCUCGAUCUCUGAUGUAUCUGAUGAUGUAUGUAGGAGCUGAGAUGCUCGUUUUUGAUUAUGAAUUAAGGCAUUAAGCAUAUAGCAUAUUGCUUACGAAUUUGCUACAUUUACUGCAAUUAUUUACCUUUAUAUACGAACAAUAUUAUAUUAGAUCAGAUCAGAGGCGAACUAACUAGUUAUACAACACACACACACACACACACACACACAUGAUGUAUGCAUGAUAUACAUGAUGUAAAUGAAUAUUUUUGUGAUAAACGCUAAAGCAGGCAAACAGCAAAAAAUGCCAGUGAAUUGUACAUACAAGUAGAAUGUGCUAAAAAAAAAAAAAAAA